Penicillium brevicompactum is the source of this 2679-nucleotide messenger RNA. Its product is annotated as non-specific serine/threonine protein kinase. The record is from RefSeq and is a predicted model, not a curated record. Lineage: Eukaryota; Fungi; Ascomycota; Eurotiomycetes; Eurotiales; Aspergillaceae. Gene Ontology annotation, cellular component: spindle microtubule; chromosome passenger complex; spindle pole centrosome. Gene Ontology annotation, molecular function: ATP binding; protein kinase activity. Gene Ontology annotation, biological process: mitotic spindle organization; protein phosphorylation; regulation of cytokinesis. The coding region runs from base 1 to 2679 and encodes 892 amino acids. The transcript has 5 exons.
AUGCCGCCCCGAACGAGAGCGGGGGUUCAAAGCCAGAAGCAAAAGGAGAAGCUUGCGAGCUCCUACAAUGAACUUCUCGAAGAAUUUUCCUCCAAGGAUCUCCGGAGCGUAGGCAACUACACGCUUGGGAGACUCAUUGGAAAAGGCUCCUUUGGCAAGGUCUACCUCGCGUCGCACAAACUCACUAAUGGCUCCAAGGUCGUGCUCAAAUCGUCUAGCAAGGAGGAUACAAAUCUCGUGCGCGAAAUUCACCACCAUCGUCAAUUCCUUCACCCCCAUAUCGCGCGCCUGUACGAAGUGGUCGUGACCGAGAGUUUGGUCUGGCUGGCACUGGAGUAUUGUCCUGGCGACGAACUCUACAAUUACCUCCUCCGCCACGGCCCGCUACCGGUUGAGAAAGUGAAACGAAUAUUUACACAAUUGGUGGGAGCAGUCGCAUAUGUCCACAGUAAGUCGUGUGUGCAUCGCGACUUGAAGUUGGAGAACAUCCUGCUGGACAAGCAGGAGAACGUCAAGCUCUGCGACUUUGGCUUCACGCGCGAAUAUGAAGGGAAGGCUAGUUACCUUCAGACCUUUUGUGGGACGAUAUGCUAUAGCGCACCGGAAAUGCUUAAAGGGGAGAAAUAUGCCGGUGAAAAAGUGGAUGUGUGGAGUCUGGGCAUCAUUCUCUAUGCGCUGUUGGCCGGUGAGCUACCAUACGACGAUGACGAUGACCAGGUCACCAAACGGCGCAUCUUGUUGGAGGAGCCGACGUUCAAUGACAAAUUUACGGAGGACGCCAAGGCAUUGAUCAAUCUGCUACUGUCUAAGCGGCCGUUGAUUCGACCAAGUUUGGAUGAAAUUCUGGCGCACCCUUUCCUCUCGGAACAUGCUCCUGAACAACUGGCAAUUUUGAAAAUCCCACGACCCUCGCCAUUCACUACGCCGUUGGAAAAGACUACACUUCAGCGGAUGAAGAGUGCCGGAGUGAAUAUCGACGAGGUGAUUGAGAAUGUGUUGGCUCAACGAUGCGACCCGCUAGCUGGCUGGUGGGCCCUGUUAAUUGAGAAGGAGCAGCGAAAGGAACAAAAGAGGGAACGCAAGCGCCGAGAACGUGAAGUUGAGGCGAAAAAUCUCCGCCGGUUGAGUGCGGCGAGCAGUCGUUUGGAAAAGCGGUCGUCCGCCUUGAUGGAGGUGGAGGAGGAAGGUCAGAGCUCAGAACUACAGAACCGUGGGAGACGGGACAGAAGAAGCUUACCUUCGCAAUUGGCAGUCCCGGAACUUCCUGCGCUUCCCGAGCCCCUGCCAGUGUUCCCAGUCGAGUCGACUACACCCCCGUUGCCGCUCGACAAGGACUCUAUACGAUCCCACGGCUCGUCGCGACGGCGUCCAAUUCCUCCGCCAAAAGACAGGCGGCGAUCACGCCCUAGCAUGCUGCACGUGAGUGCGUCACAGCCAGAGUUGACACAGCACAAUAGUAUCUUCCGACGUCGCACGAGUCGUCGCCACAAUUAUCCGAUCCUCAGCCAGUUAGCGUCGCUCAAGCACUGGUUUGUCGAGUCAGCGAAGAGAGCACGUUCUCCCCAUGCCAAGUCUACGGGCUCGCGCAAGUUCCUGUCGGAGAAGUUGAGCCCGGCAAAGAGCCAGGAUAACGGAAAGAAGUCUUCAACUUCUGCGUCACCAGCUAGCGAUAUGGCUGGGGAGGAUGUUCAGACACCGACUCAGACCAAUCGAUUCUCGACCGCAAGUAGCCUUGCGCCAAGCAGCGCUUCAUACCGCCAGAACCGCCAUUCCUACCCUCGGCAACCGCGGGCACUGAACACCAGCCACACGAGUCAUCGGAAUUCACUUUCGCCGUCGCCCAUCACUCCACGCGGGUCUUACCGGCGCUCGUCAGCCGGACUACGAGGUCGCAAAUCCACCUCGUCAUCAGUCUCCUCGAUUCGCAGCAUUCACCACACUCGCGCUCAUUCCAAAGCAUCCUCGAUCUCUUCCAACAGUGUAGAUACUAUCUCAACCCCCACUGCGCGAGUCUCCAGGUCGCCUCACUCCUCUAUCAAGGUCCUGCCAACCACCCCGGGCUCUUCUGCCCGGUUCCCCAGCAAUAUACGCUUGGUCAGAGGGCCAGGCGGAACCCCUCGCGAGAUAGUCGAUCGCGCCGGUCAGAUGCCUUCGUCAUUUAACGAAGCAGCACCAGCACCAUUGCUUUACUCGCCUUCCUCGAGCCUGGUCUUUGCGCGUCGCAAAAAAUCCGCCUUCAAGGGACCCAUGCUACACACAAGUAAUCUAAUGGUGUCGGGUGGCAUGGUCAACUCCCCAAUCCCAGGCCAAUCGGUGAACCCCAGUGAUUCCGAUGUGUCCAGCGGACGACCUGCUGCACGCAAGAGCCAGAUCAUUGAGGAAGAGGAAGACGACGAUGGCAUCGAGGAGGAACUCGAUGAAGUCGACGAGUUCGACGAACCCGGUACCCCGGGCACACCCGGCGACAUGGUAAUUUCAGACGACAAAGACGAGACCCCCAAGGUCUCAGUCGAGUUGGACUCCCCGGCAAAACACCCUUCGCUCCCGUCCCCAACCUCGAAACCAGUCCCCUUCGACCUCCCCGCUCGUCUUCUUUGCGCUCUCCAGAUAAGUCUGGUUGAUACCCCCAGCUUCGCUUUCGCAUUAGAUUUGCUUUGUCUCCACGAUCCCCCACAUUAG